AUGGAACUGGCUCACAGUGAGCGCCACCCUGGCUGUCUUCCCCUAGCCUGUGGGCGUCCUCGGAUGCUGAACCGGAUGGUAGGCGGGCAGGAUGCCUUGGAGGGCGAGUGGCCAUGGCAGGUCAGCAUUCAGCGAAAUGGAAGCCACUUCUGCGGGGGCAGCCUCAUCACAGAGCGGUGGGUCCUCACCGCAGCACACUGCUUCUCCAACACCUCUGAAACAUCGCUGUACCAGGUCCUGCUGGGGGCGCGGCAACUAGUGAAGCCGGGGCCACAUGCCAUGUACGCCAGGGUGAAGCGAGUGGAGAGCAACCCCCUGUACCAGGGCAUGGCCUCUAGUGCCGAUGUGGCCCUGGUGGAACUGGAGGCGCCCGUGACCUUCACCGAUUAUAUCCUCCCUGUGUGUGUUCCUGACCCAUCAGUCGUCUUUGAGACAGGCAUGAACUGCUGGGUCACCGGCUGGGGCAGCCCCAGUGAACAAGAGCGCCUACCCAACCCACGGAUCCUGCAGAAACUCGCAGUGCCCAUCAUUGACACGCCCAAGUGCAACCUGCUCUACAGCAAAGACGCCGAGUCCAGCUUCCAGCCAAAAACCAUCAAGGAGGACAUGCUGUGUGCGGGCUUCGCUGAGGGCAAGAAGGACGCCUGCAAGGGAGACUCAGGGGGCCCCCUGGUGUGCCUUGUGGGCCAGUCGUGGAUGCAGGCUGGGGUGAUCAGCUGGGGCGAGGGCUGCGCCCGCCGGAACCGCCCAGGCGUCUACAUCCGGGUCACCUCCCACCAUAAUUGGAUCCAUCGCAUCAUCCCCAAACUGCAGUUUCAGCGGGCUAGGUCGGGUGGCCAGAAGCGGGGCUCCCGGGGCCAUCAGCUCCCCAGUAGGAACUUAGCACCCUGCCUGGCAGCCCAUGGUAUCCUCCUGGUCCUCAUGGCCCCGCUCACCUUCCUCUGA
Messenger RNA from Camelus dromedarius (Arabian camel), 945 nucleotides. RefSeq names its product serine protease 27 (gene PRSS27). The transcript is spliced from 4 exons. Gene Ontology annotation, biological process: proteolysis. Gene Ontology annotation, molecular function: serine-type endopeptidase activity. Bases 1 to 945 code for a protein of 314 amino acids. The record is from RefSeq and is a predicted model, not a curated record. Lineage: Eukaryota; Metazoa; Chordata; Mammalia; Artiodactyla; Camelidae.